This is a messenger RNA of Zingiber officinale, 6220 nucleotides long. Its product is annotated as callose synthase 12-like. The coding region runs from base 548 to 5926 and encodes 1792 amino acids. Gene Ontology annotation, molecular function: 1,3-beta-D-glucan synthase activity. Lineage: Eukaryota; Viridiplantae; Streptophyta; Magnoliopsida; Zingiberales; Zingiberaceae. The record is from RefSeq and is a predicted model, not a curated record. Gene Ontology annotation, cellular component: 1,3-beta-D-glucan synthase complex; plasma membrane. Gene Ontology annotation, biological process: (1->3)-beta-D-glucan biosynthetic process. The transcript has 2 exons.
AGCGUCCCUCCCACGAGCCCACGACGCCCCUUCCCGCACCCAACUCCAAUCUUCUUACGCGGCCCAGCCGGGACUCCAACCGGCUCGCCAUUUCAAAAACGAAACGGCGCCGUCGGCAGUUUGGCGGAGGCUCGACGGAAGCCCACAGCUGGCACGCGGAAGCCGAAGCAGCAGGCCGAGUACGAUUCCUGUCCCGCGUCCGGACCUCGCUCGCUCGCUCAACGCUGCGUAUUUUCAGCGCCCGACACGGAAAGGCGGGUCCACACAGAGUCGUGCCUCGGGCGAUGGAAAUUGAAAGGAGGGUAAGUUCAAAGCAGCAGCAGCUAAGGAGACGACUUUGAUUCCAAACUGGAUCAAUUGCAUGUGCAAGGGGCGGGCUGUUCGAUUCUUGGAUUAAUCGAUUUAUUUGAUAAAAUGAACACAGUGAUUUGACUAUUUCUAUGGUAAUUCAACAUCGAAUCACACAGGAGGCUGCUCAUCGCAUCGAGGGGGGCUUACUACAGGGAGAAGAGGGAGCGGCCCUGCGGCGCACAGAUCUGAGGCAGGUAUGAGCCUCCGCCAGCGGGGAAGCCGUACGGGAGUCGGAGACGACUAUGGCACGGGCCGUGGGAUGGGCGAGGUGUCCGGGGAAGGGGACGGGGUUUACAACGUCAUCCCCGUCCAUAACUUGCUGGCGGAUCACCCGUCGCUCCGGUUCCCGGAGGUGCGAGCUGCCAUGGCCGCGCUGCGCACCGUCGGGGAGCUUCGGAAGCCGCCCUUCGUCCGCUGGCACGGCGGCCUUGAUCUCCUUGACUGGCUUGGGGCUUUCUUCGGCUUCCAGCGAGACAAUAUCCGCAACCAGCGGGAGCACCUCGUGCUCCUCCUUGCCAACGCCCAAAUGCGAAUCCAUCCCCCGCCGGACGACAUCGACGUCCUCCAUGCCAAGGUCGUCCGCCGCGUCCGCAAGAAACUCCUCCACAACUACACCGCAUGGUGCUCCUACCUUGGCCGCACGCCGAACGUCUGGAUUGACAUCCGCCGUGCCGCCUCCGACCACCGCCGCGCCGCCUCCGACCCCCGCCGCGAGCUCCUCUAUGCGGCCCUCUACCUCCUCAUAUGGGGCGAGGCUGCCAACGUCCGUUUCGUUCCCGAGUGUCUCUCCUAUAUCUUUCAUCACAUGGCCGGGGAGCUCAACCGCAUCCUCGAGGACUACAUCGACGAGGCGACGGGCCAACCUGCCCUCCCAGCUGUCUCCGGCGAGAACGCUUUCCUCACCCGCGUCAUAACCCCCAUUUACGAGACCAUCAAGCGCGAGGUUGACGCCAGCCGCAACGGCACAGAGCCCCACUCCGCCUGGCGCAACUAUGAUGACAUCAACGAGUACUUUUGGAACAACCACUGCUUCGAGAGCCUCCGUUGGCCGCUCGACCGGUCUAAGAAUUUCUUCGCCACUCCGCCUACCAAGAACCGCGUGGGGAAGACGGGCUUCGUUGAACAGCGCUCUUUCUGGAACCUCUACCGCAGUUUUGACCGCCUCUGGGUCAUGCUCAUCCUCUUCCUUCAGGCGGCCAUCAUUGUGGCCUGGCACGGAAGCAAGACGUACCCGUGGCAGAACCUCCAAAUCCGAGAUGAUCAGGUCCGUGUCCUGACCAUCUUCAUUACCUGGGCCGGCCUCCGCUUGCUGCAGUCCCUCCUCGACGUUGGCACCCAGUACAAGCUUGUCUCACGCGAGACCAGAUUGCUCGGUGUGCGAAUGGUGCUCAAAAUACUCGUUGCUGCGGCGUGGACUGUCGCAUUCCCGAUCCUGUACUCCCUAAUGUGGAAUCAGAGGAACCGAGACAGAACAUGGUCGGAUGCAGCGAAUCGACGGGUGACGAACAUGUUGGUGGCUGCCGCAGUGUUCAUCCUCCCUGAAUUGCUUGCCGUUGCGCUCUUCGUUAUCCCUUGGCUCCGGAAUUUCCUUGAGAAGACCAAUUGGAGGAUUUUUUAUGUUCUCACCUGGUGGUUCCAGAGUCGCACCUUUGUGGGUAGGGGGCUACGAGAGGGCCCGCUGGACAGCUUCAAGUAUGCCCUUUUCUGGAUUGUACUCCUUUCUGUAAAGUUCAUCUUCAGCUACUUCUUGCAAAUCAAACCAAUGAUCUCCCCAACUAAAGCCAUACUUAAUCUUCAAGGUGUUCAAUACCAGUGGCAUGAGUUCUUCUCCCAUACAAACAGGUUUGGUGUGUUCAUUUUGUGGCUUCCUGUUGUUCUUAUUUAUCUGAUGGACAUCCAGAUCUGGUACUCAAUCUUCUCUUCAAUGGCCGGGGCGCUAGUAGGCCUGUUCUCACACCUUGGUGAGAUUCGUGAUGUGCAACAAUUGAGGCUGAGAUUCCAGUUCUUUGCAAGUGCCUUGCAGUUCCAUCUGAUGCCAGAAGAACAUGUUUUCCGGCAGCAUGGUUCACUGCAAAAUAGAAUCAGAGAUACUGUGAACCGGCUGAAGCUGAGGUAUGGCUUGGGCCGCCCGUACAACAAGAUUGAAUCACAUCAAGUUGGUCCUAGCAGGUUUGCAUUGAUAUGGAAUGAAAUCAUUCACACAUUCAGAGAGGAAGAUAUUGUGAAUGACCGGGAAGUGGAGCUUCUUGAGCUGCUUCCAUAUGCAUGGAAUAUCCGAGUGGUUAGGUGGCCGUGCUUAUUACUCGGCAAUGAACUUCUUCUUGCUCUUGGCCAAGCAAAGGAAUUGAAGGCUGAUGACAGAAGACUCUGGAGAAAGAUUAGCAAACAUGAAUAUAGGCGUUGUGCAGUCAUUGAGGCUUAUGACAGCAUCAAGUAUUUGUUCCUGGAGAUCAUCAAGGAGGGAACCGAAGAACACUCCAUUGUUGCUGGAUUGUUUGAGGGAUUUGAUAGCAGCAUUCGCGUGGAGAAAUUCACUGUAGAAUAUAACAUGCAUGUGCUGCAGAAUCUUUAUGGCAAAUUGCUUGACCUACUGAACACAUUAAUCAAGCCAAAUAAAGAUGUGUACAAAGUGGUCAAUGCACUGCAGAUGCUGUAUGACAUAGUUACUCGUGAUUUCUCCAAGAACAAGAAGAGCUUAGAGAAACUUAAAGAAUCAGGUUUGGCACCAACUGGGUCAACUGAGUUGCUCUUUGAGAAUGCCGUUGUGAUACCCACUGCGGAAAAUGAUAACUUCUAUCAGCAGGUAAGGAGACUCCAAACAAUCCUUACUUCUAAGGAUUCCAUGAAUAACGUUCCAAAAAAUCUUGAGGCCAGGAGACGCAUUGCAUUCUUCAGCAACUCAUUGUUCAUGAACAUGCCUAGAGCUCCGCAGGUAGAAAAGAUGCGGGCAUUCAGUGUGCUGACUCCAUAUUACAAUGAGGAAGUUCUGUACAGCAAGGAACAACUUCAGUCAGAAAAUGAGGAUGGCAUCUCCAUCUUAUUUUAUUUGCAAAAGAUUUAUGAAGAUGAAUGGGCAAACUUCUUGGAACGCAUGAAGAGAGAGGGCAUGACUGAUGAGGAGGAGUUAUGGGGUAAAAGAUCAAGGGAUCUUCGACUUUGGGCCUCAUAUAGAGGUCAGACCUUGUCACGGACUGUGCGGGGAAUGAUGUACUACUACAAGGCUCUCAAGAUGCUUGCAUUUCUUGAUUCUGCUUCCGAGAUUGACAUAAGGGAAGGAUCGAGGGAGCUACCUUCAGUUGGUUCCUCGAGGAGGCAAAUAGAAGAUUUAGAUAACUUGGAGGAUGGUGGUAAGUCAUCGGCAUCCCAAAGUCUGAGCAGAGCUAGCAGCAGUGUCGGUUUGUUGUUUAAAGGUCAUGAACAUGGUACUGCUCUAAUGAAGUAUACGUAUGUGGUCGCCUGCCAGAUUUAUGGAAACCAAAAAGCUAAAAAUGACACACGUGCUAAUGAUAUUUUGUAUCUGAUGAAGAACAAUGAAGCCCUCCGUGUUGCUUAUGUUGAUGAAGUGAAAUCAGUCAGGGAUGAAGUGGAGUAUUUUUCUGUUCUUGUUAAAUAUGAUCAACAACUGGAGAAAGAAGUGGAGAUAUACAGGGUCAAGCUGCCUGGACCUCUAAAACUUGGAGAAGGCAAGCCAGAGAACCAGAAUCAUGCUCUUAUCUUCACAAGGGGUGAUGCAAUACAAACAAUCGACAUGAAUCAAGACAACUACUUUGAGGAGGCCCUCAAAAUGCGCAAUCUGUUAGAAGAAUACUCCUCCAAUUAUGGUGCUCGAAAACCAAAUAUCUUGGGAGUCCGUGAACAUGUUUUUACAGGUUCUGUUUCUUCCCUGGCUUGGUUCAUGUCAGCUCAGGAGACAAGUUUUGUCACCCUUGGACAGAGGGUUCUGGCAAACCCUUUAAAGAUACGGAUGCAUUAUGGCCAUCCUGAUGUCUUUGACCGCAUUUGGUUUUUAAGUCGAGGAGGCAUUAGUAAAGCUUCAAGGGUCAUCAAUAUCAGCGAGGAUAUAUUUGCAGGAUUUAAUUGUACACUUCGUGGUGGCAAUGUUACCCACCAUGAAUAUAUACAAGUUGGUAAAGGCCGAGAUGUUGGCCUGAAUCAAAUAUCUAUGUUUGAAGCCAAAGUGGCUAGUGGUAAUGGUGAACAGACCUUAAGCAGAGAUGUUUAUAGGCUAGGUCAUAGGUUGGAUUUCUUCCGGAUGCUCUCUUUCUUUUACACAACUGUGGGGUUCUAUUUUAACACAAUGAUGGUGGUAUUGACGGUCUAUGCAUUCGUCUGGGGUCGCCUUUAUCUGGCUCUUAGUGGCCUUGAGAGUUCCAUCAGAAGCAAUGCUGACUCUACAAAUAAUGCAGCUCUUCAGACUGUUCUCAAUCAGCAAUUCAUUAUCCAGCUUGGGCUUUUUACUGCAUUGCCAAUGAUUAUAGAAAAUUCUCUUGAGCAUGGUUUUCUACCUGCGAUCUGGGAUUUCUUGACAAUGCAAUUACAGCUUGCAUCAGUGUUCUAUACUUUCUCAAUGGGAACUAAGACCCAUUAUUAUGGGCGUACUAUUCUUCAUGGAGGUGCAAAAUAUCGAGCUACGGGACGUGGUUUCGUUGUUGAACACAAGAAAUUUGCUGAGAAUUAUAGACUCUAUGCACGCAGCCAUUUCAUAAAAGGAAUAGAGCUAGGGAUAAUAUUGACAUUGUAUGCUGCCUAUAGUGCCACUGCAAAGAAUACUUUUGUUUACAUAGUAAUGACCAUCUCAAGCUGGUUUUUGGUCAUAUCAUGGAUCAUGGCUCCAUUUGCAUUCAAUCCAUCUGGUUUUGAUUGGUUGAAAACUGUUUAUGACUAUGAUGAUUUCAUGAACUGGAUUUGGUAUCCUAGUUUUAUUUCUGCAACGUCUGAUCAAUCUUGGAAGAAAUGGUGGGAUGAAGAAAAUGAUCAUCUUCGGAAAACUGGACUUUGGGGAAAAUUAUUGGAGAUCAUAUUAGAUCUCCGCUAUUUCUUCUUCCAGUAUGGUAUCGUGUACCAGCUAAACAUUGCAAGUCAUAGCCGUAGUGUUGCUGUGUAUCUACUUUCUUGGAUAUACAUCGUUGCUGCUAUUUUGAUUUUUGUCAUUGUGGAUUAUGCUCAAGAUAGAUAUGCUGCCAAGAAACACUUGAAAUAUCGGGCCAUUCAAUCUUUAGUAAUAGUCUCUCUAGUAGCUGUCAUCGUUCUACUGUUGCAGUUCACUUCCUUUGAAAUUGUUGAUUUCUUCACAAGCUUGUUAGCAUUCAUUCCAACUGGUUGGGGUUUAAUCUCCAUUGCUCAAGUUUUCAAACCAUUUCUCCAAGACACUGCUCUAUGGGAAUCUGUGGUUGCUGUGGCUCGGUUCUAUGAAAUCAUGUUUGGAGUAAUUGUCAUGGCUCCCGUGGCAUUCCUGUCCUGGUUGCCUGGUUCCCAGGAAAUGCAGACAAGAGUGCUCUUCAACGAAGCAUUUAGUCGAGGUCUCCAGAUAUCAAGAAUUCUUAUUGGAAAAAAGUCUAGUGACAUUCGAGGUUAACAUCAGGUUCAUGCUUGCUUAGCAGAGAUACAUCUGUGCCAUUUCAUACUUCUGGGGUAAUGCAUAAUGUGGGAGGUAUUUUUUUUCUUAGCUGAAUCCCCUUCUCAUACGAUCUGUUUGUAUGUAUGUAAUCACGGAACUCAUUAACCAAUAUUUCCUCCCCUACAUUCAGUAAAUUUGAGAUGUAUUGUAGUCCUGUAACCAUAUAUAGUUUGGUGUCGAUUCUGUUGUUUUGUUGAAAUUUUGUAAAAUACAUUUCAUUCUCAUGGCCUGGUCAUCUUAGUUUUCUAGAUA